Molecule: messenger RNA, 360 nt
Organism: Mya arenaria
Lineage: Eukaryota; Metazoa; Mollusca; Bivalvia; Myida; Myidae
Exons: 3
Coding region: 40-360 (106 amino acids)
Source: RefSeq, a predicted model, not a curated record
CUUAUAACAUCGUACGUGUUGUUUCCCGUCUCCUUUUUCAUGGGCGUUGAAACCGGAGACUGUCGGAAAGUGGCGGAAUUAAUAGGCGUAAAAACGUUCACCUACGAGUUUAUAGCUUACGGUAACCUGAAGGUUUUGAUAGAAAACAGACAAGCCUUGAGUAACUACACGACCUUCCACAACACAACGGACUGGUUCUGGGACAAGGGCAAUGUAGUCCUUAACAUUACUGGAGAAUUUAGCGGGAGGAUUUAUCUCGGAGAAAUCCGAGAUCAUAUCCACGUACGCCCUGUGCGGUUUCGCCAACUUUGGCUUCACUUUGUGGGGUUUAGGGAGCUUGGCGCCAAGUCGACGGAGUGA